AGAUAUUUUGUAACAACUUGCCCAAUGAAAAUGAGGGUAUCACUGUUAUUUUUAUUUGUUAUUGUCUUUGGAAUAUAUAGUUAUAAUUUUACUGAGGCUAGAGAGCCUGUAUGUUCUAAAUUUGCAUAUGAAGAACAGCUUUUAGAGAAAAUGAUAAGGACCGAAAUUAAGGUAGAAACUAUGGUGAAUGAAAUUAAGAAAAUUGAGGAUAAUGUCAUACGCACAUUAGGCGACAUUAAACAAACAGUUGCUGAUUUUAUGGACAUGUUUGCACAAAAGAUAAGAGGAAACAUAACGGACGAGAUGUUAAAGAGAGGUGAUGAAAUGAACAGGAGAGAAGAAUCGUUCAAAACAUUAUUUGAGGAAACAAGAAUAAACCUGACUAGUGACAUCGAGGCUGAAAAAGAGAAACUUUUUCAACUCCAAGGAAAACUCGAACAACCUCCGAUCGCUUUCUACGCACAUUACGUGAAAGAUCUGGGUUCUUGA
Molecule: messenger RNA, 489 nt
Organism: Ruditapes philippinarum (Manila clam)
Lineage: Eukaryota; Metazoa; Mollusca; Bivalvia; Venerida; Veneridae
Exons: 3
Coding region: 25-489 (154 amino acids)
Source: RefSeq, a predicted model, not a curated record